AUGUCGGGUAGCGAUUCUGCGAUAUCUUUUGUGGACAGUGUGAAGAAUCCUUUGAGUACGGAUGUAAAUGUUGAGUAUCAGUUGUUCAAUCUGGUGUGGGUGGGGAUGGCAGCGGUUUUGGUGUGGUUGGUGGUGCCGGGUGUAGGCCUACUUUAUUCGGGGCUAUCGAGGAAGAAGCAUGCUUUGUCGCUGUUAUGGGCGUCGGUGAUGGCGGUUGCAGUAGUGUCUUUCCAGUGGUUCAUAUGGGGGUACUCGUUGGCUUUUUCCCAUACUACAAGAGGGAACGGAUUCAUUGGAACUCUAGAGUUUUUCGGGAUGAAGGGAGAUUUGAGUCGUCCCAGUUGGACGGCCACGGUGCCUGACGUUCUUUUUGCAUUCUAUCAGGGGAUGUUUGCCAUGGUCACAGGUAUUUUGAUGGUAGGUGGCGCGUGUGAACGGGCGCGGUUAUUGCCUAUGAUGGUGUUCUUGUUUUUAUGGGUAACCACUGUUUAUUGUCCUAUUGCUUGCUGGACUUGGAACGGUGAGGGAUGGUUGGCUAGGAUGGGGGCAUUAGACUAUGCCGGAGGCGGCCCAGUCCAUAUUAGUUCUGGUCAUGGUGCCUUGAUUUACGCUCUGGUUUUAGGUAGGCGGAAUGACCCGGUGACUAAAGAUAGUGUUCCGAAAUACAUGCCUCAUUCCAUAACCUCGGUUGUUUUAGGUACUGUCUUCCUAUGGUUUGGUUGGUUCGGUUUCAAUGGCGGUUCUGCCGGGAAUGCAUCCGUUAGGGCCUGGUACUCUUGUGUGUCUACCAAUCUAGCUGCAUCCUGUGGUGGACUGGCAUGGAUGUUCAUUGACUAUUUUAGAUACGGUAGAAAGUGGACAACGAUUGGACUAUGCAGCGGCGCGAUCUCUGGGUUGGUAGGGAUCACACCAGCGGCCGGAUUUGUUCCCAUCUGGGCGUCUGUAAUCAUUGGAGUUGUCACUGCUUCUGCUUGUAAUGUUGCGGUAGACAUAAAAAGAAUCCUGAAAAUCGAUGAUGGCCUAGAUGUAUAUGCACUACACGGUGUAGGUGGUGCUGUGGGGUCUGUGCUUACUGGGUUAUUUGCAGCUGACUACGUAAAUGCGUUGGGCGGCAGCUAUGUCACUACAAUCGAGGGCGGGUGGAUCAAUAAGCACUGGAAACAACUCGGUUACCAGUUGGCCGCUAUUUGCUCCACAGUCGCAUGGACCUGUUGUGUCACAACAAUUUUGCUGUUAAUUUUAGACAGGCUGCCCUUUUUACGGCUAAGGCUAAGAGCAGAAGAAGAAGAACAAGGCACGGAUUAUGCCCAAAUAGGAGAGUUUACUUAUGAGGAGAAUGAGAUGUAUAUCCCCGAACCUACGAGGUAUAAAGAUACAACAAGAAAGUCAUCAACAAAAGACGAUAGUGAUCAUCAACUCGAAAGUGGUAGCGACGAACACAUUGCAGCUGCUGCAAAAGAAGCUGCAGUCGCCUGA
Molecule: messenger RNA, 1476 nt
Organism: Eremothecium cymbalariae DBVPG#7215
Lineage: Eukaryota; Fungi; Ascomycota; Saccharomycetes; Saccharomycetales; Saccharomycetaceae
Gene: MEP2
Product: ammonium permease MEP2
Exons: 1
Coding region: 1-1476 (491 amino acids)
Biological process (GO): ammonium transmembrane transport
Cellular component (GO): plasma membrane
Molecular function (GO): ammonium channel activity
Source: RefSeq, a predicted model, not a curated record